AUGUCGUACCCCGAAGCUGAGAGCUUGCGAAGCACUUUUUCCUCUUACAUGGCGGAGGGCGAGCGGCUGUAUCUAUGCGGAGAAUUCUCUAAAGCCGCCCAGAGCUUCAGCAACGCUCUUCAGCUUCAGAAUGCAGACAAGAACGGCCUGGUUGCCCGCUCCAAGUGCUUCCUGAAGAUGGGAGAGUUGGAGAAAUCCCUGAAUGAUGCUGAGGCUUCACUUCAGAGUGACCCAACUUUCUGCAAGGGGAUUUUACAAAAGGCUGAGACACUGUAUACCAUGGGAGACUUUGAAUUUGCUUUGGUGUUCUAUCAUCGAGGCUACAAGCUGCGGUCAGAUCGGGAAUUCAAAGUUGGAAUUCAGAAAGCCCAGGAAGCCAUCAACAACUCAGUGGGAAGUCCUUCUUCAAUUAAGCUGGAGAACACAGGGGACCUCUCCUUCUUGAGCAAGCAGGCUGAGAGUAUGAAAGCCCAGCAGAAGCCUCAUCCCAUGAAAUACCUCCCACACCACACCAAGAGGGAGUCCAAGCGGAAGGGCUCACUCAAGAGUGAGAAGACUGUCCGCCAGCUCCUGGGGGAGCUCUACGUGGACAAGGAGUAUCUGGAGAAGCUCCUGUUGGAUGAAGACCUGAUGAAAGGCACCAUCAAGGAUGGCUUGACUGUGGAGGACCUCAUCAUGACGGGCAUCAAUUACCUGGACACCCGCAGCAACUUCUGGAGACAGCAGAAGCCAAUCUACGCCAGGGAGCGGGACCGGAAGCUGAUGCAAGAGAAAUGGCUGCGGGACCGCAAACGCCGUCCUUCACAGACAGCCCAUUACAUCCUCAAGAGCCUCGAGGACAUUGACAUGUUGUUGACCAGUGGCAGUGCUGAAGGGAGUCUUCAGAAAGCUGAGAAAGUGCUGAAGAAGGUACUGGAAUGGCACGAAGAAGAAGUACCCAACAAGGAUGAACUGGUUGGAAACUUAUACAGCUGCAUAGGGAAUGCCCAGAUUGAGCUGGGACAGAUGGCAGCAGCUUUGCAUAGCCACAGAAAGGACCUGGAGAUCGCCAAAGAAUAUGACCUUCCUGAUGCAAAAUCAAGAGCCCUCGACAACAUUGGCAGGGUUUUUGCUAGAGUUGGGAAAUUGCAGCAAGCCAUUGACACGUGGGAAGAGAAGAUCCCUCUGGCAAAAACCACCCUGGAGAAGACCUGGCUCUUCCAUGAGAUUGGCCGCUGCUACUUGGAGCUGGACCAGCCCUGGCAGGCCCAGAAUUAUGGCGAGAAGUCCCAGCAAUGUGCAGAGGAGGAAGGGGACAUUGAGUGGCAACUGAAUGCCAGUGUUCUUGUGGCUCAGGCACAAGGCCUUGGACGAUGCCAACAAAGGAAUCAUUGAAGAGCUGAAGAAAACUAACUACAGGGAGAAUCUCAAAGAGAAGAGAGAGAAAGAAGAGGCCAUCGCUGCAAUGAAUGAAGAUAAAACAAUGGCAAAGAAGGAAAUGAAAAGAGGGAGCGACGAAC
This is a messenger RNA of Cynocephalus volans (Philippine flying lemur), 1499 nucleotides long. It is a transcript of the gene ODAD4, whose product is annotated as outer dynein arm docking complex subunit 4. The transcript is spliced from 11 exons. Bases 1 to 1374 code for a protein of 457 amino acids. Gene Ontology annotation, cellular component: cytoplasm. The record is from RefSeq and is a predicted model, not a curated record. Gene Ontology annotation, molecular function: protein binding. NCBI's taxonomy places the organism in Eukaryota, Metazoa, Chordata, Mammalia, Dermoptera, Cynocephalidae.